AUGGCGAGUCUGUGCAAAAAGCAGCAAUGCACAAUCGACAGGCGCGGCUUUCGGCAGGAACUUGACUCUUGGCGACACAAACUUAUUCACUGUGUAGGUUUUGAGAGCAUCCUUGAAGGUCUGAUUGGUCCAGAGUUGAUAAAAGACCUAAAAGCAUUUAAGGACUUUGAGCCUAUUGCUGUGUCUGACUGGUCAUUUGAUGAAAAUUGUCUGUUCUGCUGUUUGAGGAGAGAUAAAGUCAAAGAACACCUAUUUGGCUUCAACAAGAGUCAUCUUGAAGAUGCACCUAAACCUCUCCUAGUUAAAGAUCAGAUCAGAAUCAUCAGACUAGAGAAAAAGGCUGAGGAGUUUCUCAAUGCAAUUCUUUGCAGAAAAGGUAUUUCUGCAGAUGUGCCAAAUUUCUCAGACCCACACAUUCCAGUAGUGGCUCGAGAAAUUCUUCAGAGAAUGAUCAGCCAAUUUGCAGCCGAAUAUACCUCAAAAACCAGCUCUCCUCAGGACAGUCGCUCGGACUCCCCGCCUCACUCUGACCAAAGCCGGGUGGCCCCACUCCUUCUGUCAGGGACUACUUCAACCAGCCCUGCUAACACCCUGGUUGGAGCAGCACAAAACCAGAACCCAGUCUUGAGCAAGCUUCUGAUGGCUGACCAGGAUGCUCCUUUAGACCUCACCAUCAAGAAGCCUGCGGCAGAGCCCCACGAACAAGAUGGAGUUCUUGACUUGUCUAUCAAAAAGAAUCGCUGCAGCAGCAACAGCAACAUAUCUUCCCGCAGUGUCUGCUUUUCCCCAGCUACAGUCUCGCUGAAGUGGCCGUCGUUGAGAGCGGACGGACAAGUCGGGCUGUUUAUGAAGAACCUACAGAAUGGGAGGAGGAGGGAGAAUAUCGGCCAUUCCGCCUGUUUUAAGCCUACCUCAUCUCUUGCAUACUCGCUGCACAUCAAAAAGGAGCCCAAACUGGAGAGCGACCCCAAGUCACCACUUAGCCAAUCGCCUGGGUGCAACUACACUGAGCUUCCAGGAAGAAAUGCUACUUCUUCCUGGAAUUGCAAAACCAAUUUUGGAGCCCUACUGAAACUUAAAACCAGUGAUGAUGCUAAAGAGCACUUUAAAGAUAUACCACAACUUUUGGAAGCUGCUGGACUUUUGUCAAAGUCAUUUUCUUUUGAGAAAGCGUACAUUAAGGAGGCAAACAAAAGUCAAGAGCAUUCCCCAUCCUGCUCACCAUCUUUUGACAUCAAGAUUCCUCAUGUGCGAGUUGUAACUACAGGAGCAAAGCCUUCUUGGGAUAAUAUGCCUUCUGAAUAUUCAGAUGUAGUCAGUAAAAAUGUUGUUGGAAAGAAGCUUUGCUCUAUACUUCCCAGACAGAUCCGGAAAAGGAGCAGUGUGGGAUCUAACAGCCCAGGGUCAGAGAAGGAAUAUUGGUCUUUUCCCACUGACCACCCAGCCUUUGCAGGGAAUUGUUCUGCGGACUCAGAAACAGACCCAGGAAACAGGUUCCCCAGGAAGAAGCGAGGGCGAUAUCGGCAAUACAACACCGAGCUUCUCGAAGAAGCUAUUGUGGUGGUGAUGGCUGGGAAAAUGAGCGUGUCCAAAGCCCAGUCUGUCUAUGGGAUUCCACACAGUACCCUGGAAUACAAGGUUAAAGAGCGUCUAGGAACCUUAAAACAUCCCCCCAAAAAGAAACUGAAAUUGACCACUAAUGUGGAGGAGGAGGGUCUUUCACUGUCUACUGAUGAGACUCAGGGCACCGUCAACAUCCUCUCCCAGGAUAGAGAGAAGCCACCGCAAGAAACUGAAAAUGCUUUUAAUAAUGUCCAAUGAGUGAGUUUUUUUCUGAAAACAACUAACAGUGAUGGGCUUUUUUAUUAAUCAGUGCACCUGCUGCAUUGUGCAGCAGUUGACUUGGUUUUCCACAAAACCUCAAUAACUUUAUUUGUUAUGAACUUAUUUAUUUUAUCUCUAGUCCUGAUUAUAUGUACUUAUGAUAUUCAAGUAUGUAAGUGUAUCCUUGCAGUAGAAGUAGAUUUUCAGUAAAAUGCAGAUCUAAUUUAUUCACUUGUAUGUUAUUACAUUAAGAAGUUAUCAAAAGAUAAGUGGUCACUGUAGACUACAAUGAGUUGUUACACACAACAAAUAAGAAGACUAGAUAUCUGGCGCCCCUGUGUGUUUCCUUUAAGAACUUUUCAAAUCUUCAAAGUAAGUUUGCUGUAAUUCUACAGAACUAUAAAGCUUAAUUUAACUUACAAAUUAUUUAUGGAAACAUUUGAUUUUAAAUUCAAUCUAUAUGUCAUAACAUGACGUAAUUAGGAAUUUAUCCAUUAAAAAUCAAAAUAUUUAUUUAUGAUUAUUGUAUUCUAGCAAGACUGUUUUGCAUUUUAAUCCCCUUUCUAUCCCAGUCUAAUAUACAUUUCCAAGCAUGAUAUUCAAGCAUGUGUAAUUUAUACUGUUUCUUUUAUAUGGCUUCACUGCAUUGAAGUGUAGUUCAUAUUGAGAAGUUAACUAACUCUUAGUCAAAGAAAAUUUCUUUCUCAUAGUGUAUUUAUGUACGAUUAUUACAAAACGACAGCUAGUGUGAUUUGUUUAAUUUUUGCCUGAAACAAGCUUCUCUCCCAGACAGGUUUGUUGGUCAUAGCUUUACAAACCAGUAGCACAGGAGUUCAAGUCAUCAGUUCUCAGUACGAUUAGUUUUUGCACCAAUAAGAUACUAUUUGAUCAAAAUGCUGCUUUCUUUAAUCAAUCAAUAGAUAUCAAGAGUGUCAGAGUGAAAGAAUCCCAGUGAAAGCUAGUUGUCAGACUUUAAUUCAUGACAAAAUUAAUUUAAGUUUGUAUUUUACGUUGGAAAAAAUACGAAAAAGUUUAAGGGGUAUCAAUACUUUACAAGCACUGCAGGUGUAAAUGGAUACCUACAUGCCUGGGUAUCCAUUUACACCCUGCAGUGAUAACCUUCUUUCCUUGAGUAACUCUUUCCUUUAUUCAGUUAUGUCUUGUGGCACCUACUUCCUUAUAUUCUUAUUAAACAUUAUUUGUAUAGUACCAAAACUAGUCUAUAUCUUAAAAUAAUAAUAAUAAUGAUAAUAAUUAGUCUCCAGGCAGUCUUAUCGUUGGACACUUUGAGAUACUCCAGUGAUGUCAACAAAAUUGACAUAACACUAAUAAGGAAUAAGUAUCAGGAGAAAAUGUUUAUUGAGGAAAUUUUUGCCAAUUUGACAAAACUUUUUGCCUGUUUUUUCUUUUUUUCUUGAGUUGGCCACAUCCAAUUGUUCACAUCAAGGUUGCACCAUCACUUUUAUCUCAGGACGUUCUGGAGUAAUGGAGUCAUGGCCCAUUAUUCUUUUAUCAGGUUAACACAACUCCAGCAAAUAUUGCUAUUGAAGCUAUUGCAAUACUCGCUGCCUUUCAGACAGAUACUGUUGAUACUGUUAAUAGUCGAUGUCUUCAAUAAAACGUUAUUUUCACUACACUCUUAUGAUGUAUGAAAAUAUUUAGAUUUAAAAAAAACAGGCAAUUUCAGAGUAAAACAUGUUCAGGGAUAUAAUCCUUUGGUAUUUCAGCACAGUAACAAUAGAUGGCGAGUAAGCCUACCAGUUUAUCAUAGGUUGCUUCAUGUUGUCUUUUUGACCAGUCUUUGGAGCAGGUGUUCAUCUUCAAAUGAUUUUCAGUUAUCAAGUGUUAAUAAUUUUUUUUCUCAGGUAUUUAUUGGUGGGGGAAGGCAAAACACAAAAAUUCUUAAGCUAUUGUUUUACGUAACACAAAACAGUGCAGUUGAUUUUUGGUGUGUGAAGUUUUCAGUUUUUUAUAGACAAUCAUCCAGUGCAACUUUGAAAACACUGAUAGUUUCUAUUGUAAUCUUAGUUAUUUUUAAAUUUGAUUCACAUUUUGAUUCACUGUUUUGUGUUAUUCACUCUCUGUAACAGUGUUAAUAACCAACUACCUCACAGGAACAUAAUAGGACUUUACUGUUAUUAUAUUUUUCGCAUUUUCCAAUGCAUAUAACACACUGAAUACUGUAAGAUACUUUCACAGAAUGAAAACAGCUGUGUAAUUUAACACGUAAGAUACAUAAAAAUGUAGUAGUAUGUACAUAUUCUAGAGUUUGUUAAUGCACUGUGAUCUACAAAUUGUCUAUUACACUGACAUUGGUGUCUUCUACUGAGGGUGUAAAAUGUUUUUUUUUUUCUUGUGAUUCAAAACUUCACUUCUUCCUCAAGUUUUCCUCCAGCUAAUAAUAUAUUUUGUCCAUGCAUCUUUUCUGAUAUUAAUACAUUGUUUUCAGUAUGCUUAUAGCCACGUAACAAAGAUUGUAAAUAUCUAUAUAAAGAAAAAAAUAUUACUACACAUAAAAGUUGGUAUACAUAAGUGUAUAUCUUGUAAAUUUUGCUUAACUUUACUUAGUACAUACAUGACAACCAAAGGCUCUUACUGAUAAUGUGGCUCUCAAAAUCACUGAACAGCAUUGGUGUCUUUGCUUUAGCAUUUGAAGAAUAUAAAGAAUCACACCAGUAUUUUUGCAUGAUUGGGCUAAAUUGUGUGUUUUAGAAGAUUUAUUGCAUCUUGUGUAAAUUGUCCUGGAGUUGCUUUCAUAUUAAGAAAUGCUCAACCUUUGUGUGAUUUGAUGUAAAAGUAAAAAAGUAGAAAUUAUUGUAACUUUAGAUUGGAAGUAAACCAGUUCAAAGUCUCAACAAAGUUGAAUUUCAGAGUACUGUCAUCUUAAAAGAAAAAUUAUUAAUGUUUAAAUAUUGAAUAUCAUUACAGAAGUUCAGGUAUUUAGUUACUAAAUUCAUCCAGUGAAAUAGAUUAUAAGGGUUAAUUACACACAAACUGUUGUUUUCAAUCCUUUUAAUUUUAUUUAUGAUUUGGCACAGGCAUUGAAAGCGGUUAAUAUUAUAAUAUUAAAUCAAGACCAUUGAAAACAUUUCAAAACAAAAGUGUGGGUUAGUAAAAUACAUAUUAAUUCCUGCUUAAAGGUUGUUUUCAAGGUGUGCUUCAAACUUUACUAUGACUAACGGCCCUCAAAGAAACAAAUAUUCUGAUCUAUUGAAUAUAACUGCAUACAAAAAUUGUCUAAGAUUUGUGAUUUCUGAUGUAUAGAUUCGGUAUAUUCCAGUACUAUAUCAGCCAUGUGGAUGAAUUUGCCUGUUUUGUAAAAUUGGAUAUGUUGUUUUAGUGGAAGAAUAAUGACUACUUGGUGUCCAUUCCUCAUGGCAAUGCUGAAUGAUACCCUCAGGGACAACACUUUUCUUAUUUGUUAUUCAGAUACUCCACUUUAAACCUUAAACUUUGCAAGCAGAGAUGUGAAGUUAAUAAACACUACCUUUAAAAAUAUGAUGGGCUCUAGUUGCAAGAAAGCCUUUUUUUAAAUCUAAAAUUUAUUUCUAAAAUUUAUUCAUAACACCAACAGGUACAUCAGCAUUUUUGCCAAGAUGUAGUACAUUUACUACUUGAGUGUUGGUUUUCAGUUUUUAAAUUAUAGUGGGUGAAUGUUGGCCUUUUUGUUUUGGUCUGUGCUUGAAAAAUGGCUACAUGCAAAAUCUUUGUGUGUUUUACUUUUUUAAUAAAUUCAAUGUUUUUUCGCCAUGCAUAACAAAAGAGAUUGUAUUCUUGCUCGAAACUAACAUUAACAAUAUUGCUUUGGUCCAUUUUUUGUAUAUAAGAGCCAACAUAAUUUAACUGUGUUCCAAACAGAACUCUAUUUAUUCAAAUGUUUUUUUCCUUGAAGUAUAAUGUUAAAAAAGAUAUAAUCCAAGUGUUUUUUGUUUCCCCAAAAAAGUGACUACCAGUGAUGUGGUAGUCUUAUCUACCACAUCACUAGCAUACGUAGCACAUGUGGCCAGACUUUCUUCUGACAUAUGACAUAUGCUACUACAUUUUUAUGACAUGUCUCAGCAAUCCAGAUGUGAUAUGUUUUUUAAAUAAGCUCGAUAUGAAAUCUGAUGUACUGAACUGCCCCAUAUGUACUUGUUACCAAUGAAAAAUGUGUUUGACCUAUAUCAAACUGGACUACCCCCACUGUCUUGUGCAUGUAUUAUUUUUACACAUAUACAUGUAUGUUUAAUGUAAACACUAAAAAAUGUGAUUGGUCAAGUUCACUGGAUGAAUGAUUCAGUUUUAGAUUUGCUUAUUCUUCUAAUAAAUAUGCAACAUAUAAAAUCUGA
Poeciliopsis prolifica (blackstripe livebearer) is the source of this 6152-nucleotide messenger RNA. Its product is annotated as ligand-dependent corepressor-like. Gene Ontology annotation, biological process: regulation of transcription by RNA polymerase II. The transcript has 7 exons. Lineage: Eukaryota; Metazoa; Chordata; Actinopteri; Cyprinodontiformes; Poeciliidae. The record is from RefSeq and is a predicted model, not a curated record. Gene Ontology annotation, molecular function: DNA binding. Gene Ontology annotation, cellular component: nucleus. Bases 1 to 1821 code for a protein of 606 amino acids.